GUCCUCCAGCCUCGGAGACCCACAGUGCCGCUCGUCGCCGCAGGUCUCCGGUCGCGUCGGUGCAACCGAUUGUUUCGUUUUCGGUCUGGUUUUUUUUUGUGUGGCUUUUUUCUCUUUCGGUGGCAGGUGACCUCGACCACCGGGGGGCAGAGAUGACUGGCGCGGCGGCACCCAAGCGGCAGGACACCAAGAAAUUUUUCGAGAAUCUGUCCGGCGCCGGCAAAUCCAUCGCCGUGCUGACCAGCGGAGGAGAUGCCCAAGGCAUGAACGCCGCCGUCAGGGCGGCCGUCCGAAUGGGCAUCUACGUGGGGGCGAAGGUCUACUUCAUCCACGAGGGCUACCAGGGGAUGGUGGACGGCGGAGACAACAUCAAGGAGGCGACGUGGGAAAGCGUCUCCAGCAUGCUGCAAGUGGGUGGCACGGUCAUCGGCAGCGCCCGCUGCAAAGAGUUUCGAACCCACGAGGGCCGCUUGAAGGCCGCACACAACCUGGUGCAGCACUGCAUCACCAACCUGUGCGUGAUCGGUGGAGACGGCAGCCUGACCGGAGCCAACCUCUUUAGGGAGGAGUGGAGCGGCCUGUUGGAUGAGCUCCUCCAGCAAGGUCUGAUCGAUGAGGAGGCAGCCCGCAGUAACUCGGAGCUCCACAUUGUCGGCAUGGUCGGCUCCAUCGACAACGACUUCUGCGGCACCGACAUGACCAUCGGCACCGACUCGGCCCUGCAUCGGAUCAUUGAGGUGGUGGACGCCAUCAUGACCACCGCUCAGAGCCACCAGAGGACAUUUGUUCUGGAGGUCAUGGGCAGACACUGCGGAUACCUGGCGCUGGUCAGUGCCCUGGCAUGCGGCGCAGAUUGGGUUUUUAUCCCUGAAAUGCCACCUGAAGACGGCUGGGAGGACAACAUGUGUCAGAAACUGUCUGAGAACCGCGCUGAUAAGAAAAGGCUGAACAUUAUUAUUGUAGCCGAGGGUGCCAUAGAUUGCCACAACAAGUCUAUCACUCCUGAUUAUAUCAAGGAUCUGGUGGUCCGCUGCCUGGGUUUUGACACCAGGGUUACCAUCUUGGGCCACGUGCAGAGAGGUGGGACCCCCUCCGCCUUUGACAGGAUCCUGGCCAGUCGUAUGGGCGUGGAGGCAGUGCUGGCGCUGUUGGAGGCGUCUGCCAGCACCCCGGCCUGCGUCGUGUCUCUGGUUGGCAACCAGGCCGUUCGACUGCCACUUAUGGAGUGUGUUCAGAUGACCCAAGAAGUACAGAAGGCCAUGGAUGAGAAGAAAUUUGAAGAGGCAGUCAGACUGCGUGGGAGGAGCUUUGAAAACAACCUGAGCACCUACAGACUCCUCUCCUACCGGAAAGCCGACUCUGAACUUCCAAAUAGCUCCUUCAACGUGGCGGUGUUGAACGUCGGCGCACCGGCCGCCGGGAUGAACGCUGCCGUGCGCUCUGCUGUCAGAGUGGGAAUCACUGAGGGCCACAAGAUGUUUGCCGUCAGCGACGGCUUCGAGGGGUUCUACAAAGGACAGAUCAAGGAGAUCAAAUGGGGAGAUGUAGGUGGUUGGACCGGCCAGGGAGGGUCGCUGCUGGGGACAAAAAGAACUCUUCCAGGCAAACAUCUGGAUAAAAUCGCUGAGCAGAUGAGGAUGCAUAACAUCAAUGCCCUGCUUGUCAUCGGAGGGUUCGAGGCCUUUGAGUCCCUGAUGCAGCUGUACGAGGCCCGGGCCGACUACGAGGAGUUUUGCAUCCCGAUGUGCAUGCUGCCUGCCACCAUUAGUAACAAUGUGCCCGGCACCGACCUCAGUAUCGGCGCUGACACGUCCCUCAACGCCAUCGUGGAGACGUGUGACCGCAUCAAGCAGUCGGCCAGCGGCACCAAGCGGCGGGUUUUCAUCAUCGAGACCAUGGGGGGCUACUGUGGCUACCUGGCCACUGUGGGCGGUCUGGCCGCCGGCGCGGACACCGUCUACAUCUACGAGGAGCCGUUUGACAUCCGGGACCUGCAGGCCAACGUGGAGCAUCUGACGCAGAAGAUGAAGACAAGCAUCCAGAGAGGCUUAGUGCUCAGGAAUGAGAGCUGCAACGAGAACUUCACCACGGAUUUCAUCUACCAGCUCUACUCCGAGGAGGGUCGGGGAGUGUUCGACUGUAGGAAGAACAUCCUUGGCCAUAUGCAGCAGGGAGGAGCUCCAUCUCCUUUUGAUAGAAACUUCGGCACCAAAGUCGCUGCUAAAGCCAUGCAGUGGAUCACGGGGACGCUCAAGGACUCUUUCAAAGGAGGGCGAGUGUUCGCUAACUCGGAGGAAACCGCCUGCCUGCUGGGGAUGCGUCGCAGAGCUUUGGUCUUUCAGCCCGUGUCACAGCUCAGGGACGAGACUGACUUUGUCCACAGGAUCCCCAAGGAGCAGUGGUGGCUGAAGCUCCGUCCGCUGAUGAAAAUCCUGGCCAAGUACAAGACGAGCUACGACGUGUCCGACUCCGGCCAGCUGGAGCACGUGACCAGGGUCAGACCCAGAGAGGGCAAGACCUCGUCGGUCAUCUGAACCGCCACGCUGCCACCGGCCAAGAGCUUCACUCUAAAAUUAAAUAGCUUCACAAAACAGUGACGGCUACUCACACAAUGACUGAUCAACCGCUGACUGACUGCAAAUAAAUUAAAAGGUAGCUUUUAAAAGAUAGUAGAUCAUAUAAAAAAAAGUUCUAUUGUAUGGUAAAGUCAUGGUACUUUUCAGACGGGAUCUUCUAUAUUUUAGAUAAUGACAUAAAAUUUGAGGGUUGUCAUUUGGAGUGGAACACUUUAGGUAGUUUCGACAGGCUAGCAGCACUAGCAUCGUAUUUUCUAGAUCCCCAAUCAGAGUUAUUAUAUACCUAAAUAUAUACAUGAGCACUCCUCAUUAUGUACUGUACAUGUAUUCAUGUUUUAGUCCUGGAAAUGUAGCUAUAUCUAUAUAUACACGCACACAUUCUUUUUUUUUUUUUUAAAGACACCUAGCUGAGCAUUCUGUUGUUGCAUAAACACAGCAAGGCUGAGGUGGGUGAUGCAUUUGAAGUCUUGCUUUUGUCGUUUUUAUUUUCUACAGCACUUUGAGCCCCGUAAUUAAUGUAAUCCCCUAAAGCUACUUCUAACGAGGGAACACACGCCAGGAGAAUCGCACGCUAGCAGUCUACGACUGUUCACACCUCAAACAAACUUCUACCACUUUGAUUGUAAAACGCUAAAACCCUUUGAAACUGUGACCUACAGUAGGUUUAGAGAGGCUUUAGGACGAGCUGGCUGCGUGUGUCCUGUCACCUGCUAAUUGUGUGCAUGUGUAUUUGUGUGUGUGUGUGUGUGUGUGUGUGGCCUUGCCUUUGUCGUAUCCGCCCUGGGCUUUGUAUGUGGUUAUUUGUGAGUAGGGUCCUGCUGUUGCUAUAGUUUGGUAGUGAAGCGGAGGAUGUCGGAAACUGUACGCGGCAUUAACUUUGUGUGCUGGCAGUGUGAUGUUGGUGUCCUGUCACAGAGUAAUAAAGCAUUUAUUGUGUGGAAA
Xiphias gladius (swordfish) is the source of this 3518-nucleotide messenger RNA. Its product is annotated as ATP-dependent 6-phosphofructokinase, platelet type-like. The transcript has 22 exons. NCBI's taxonomy places the organism in Eukaryota, Metazoa, Chordata, Actinopteri, Istiophoriformes, Xiphiidae. Gene Ontology annotation, molecular function: monosaccharide binding; ATP binding; AMP binding. Bases 153 to 2534 code for a protein of 793 amino acids. Gene Ontology annotation, cellular component: membrane; cytoplasm; 6-phosphofructokinase complex. Gene Ontology annotation, biological process: fructose 1,6-bisphosphate metabolic process; canonical glycolysis; fructose 6-phosphate metabolic process. The record is from RefSeq and is a predicted model, not a curated record.